AUGGCUUUUAGUGCUCAUAGAGUUCUUAUCCUUCUUAUAUGUAUUGGUUUCAUAGCAGUCCAACCUGAUAAAGUUUAUGGCUUGUCGAGUGUAGAGCUGGUCUUCAGACACAACCAAAAAGCUCAAGGGACAGUGCCACACAGCCAACGUAUUCUUAAGGAUGUCAGCAUGCAGGGAAUGAACACAAAGAAAUCAGCACAUGCAAACAAGACAUUUGAUCCAAGUCAAUCGAGCAAGAGAAGAGUACGGAGAGGAUCAGAUCCUAUCCACAACAGGUCUUGA
Molecule: messenger RNA, 282 nt
Organism: Dovyalis caffra
Lineage: Eukaryota; Viridiplantae; Streptophyta; Magnoliopsida; Malpighiales; Salicaceae
Source: the annotation of a GenBank genome assembly